UUGGGAGAGCUUCAGUCCCUGUGACUAGAUUGUGAUGAGAGUGGCAGGUUUCCGCCUCUCAAAGCAUCCUCAGAUUUCAGCACAGUCCUGACUAUCGGCACAAGUAGCCGGUGACAUGAUUCGCCAUGAACUAUUCAGAUCUGCCUGUUCUGACUAUACCCACAAGUAUUGAUAUCGUGAAUCGGAUAGCCUAUCCGGUGUAAUUCGCGGGGGACGUUGCGGGAGCAUGUUCCGAUUCUUGGUACAAACCCCCCAAACCCAAUUACCGUCAUAUUGUCGCUCAGCAGUGACACAGCAUGGUAACCGAAUGCAAUACCUAGCUCAUAAUGUAACUGAUAAUGCUGGCUGUACCUCAGAUGGGCAGUCAAAGGCCCAGGCUCGGGACAUGAUAAAUACCUAUAUAUCACCCCAUCAUCAACCCGUACUGAGUUCAAGCUCAUCAUCCUCACACUUUGCUUAUACAUACACUCUUUCAUAAACACAGACGAUGGAACAAUACGACGUCGCCGUAGUUGGUCUCGGUGCCCUUGGCAGCGCCGCAGCUUAUCAAGCUUCCAUCAAAGGCGCCAAAGUUGUUGGCUUCGAGCAAUUCGAACUGGGCCACGUUCGCGGCGCUUCGCACGAUACUUCACGUAUUGUCAGAACCUCAUAUGGGGCCCCUGAGUUCGUCGCCCUCGCUCGGUCAGCUUAUAAAGACUGGGCGGAGCUGGAGAGGCGGUCGGGAAUGAAGAUGCUGACUAUCACGGGAGGUGUCGUCUUUCUCCCACAGAAGGGGCCGACGCCAUCGAGUGACUUUACUACUAGUCUCGAUGCCAACGGCGUCCCCUAUGAGGUUCUCACGCCCGAGGAGACCAACAAAAGAUGGCCUGGGUUCAGUGUUCCUCAGGGCGUUGAUACCGUCUUCACCCCUGAUUCGGGCAUUGUUCACGCCGCAAAGGCCGUCAUGACGCUCCAGUUCCAGGCUCGCUUCAACGGCGCCGUUCUCAAGGAGAACACACGCGUCGAGGCUGUGACGCCCCAACCCAGCGGCGGCGUAACGAUUGAGACUUCUCAAGGUGUCUAUCACGCUCGCAAGGUCAUCAUUGCUGCUGAUGCAUGGACGAACAAGCUCCUCAAGCCACUCGGCGUUGAGCUCCCCAUCACCGUCAUGCAGGAGCAGGUAACCUACUUCAAGCCCUCUCACGAGCAUGAAGCACAGUUUGCAAACGACAAGUUCCCCGUUUGGAUCUGGGGAGGUGAGAAGUGGUUCUAUGGCUUUCCUCUCUACGGCGAGCCCGCGCUCAAGGCUGGUCAAGACGCUGGAAGAAACGACAUGAAUCCUGAAGAGCGUACAUGGCGGCCCUCGGAGAGAUUGAGCAACGAGCUCAACGGAUUUCUGGAUAGGCUUAUUCCCAAGCGAGGCGAUGAGUUGAAAACCGUCACCUGCCAAUACACAAUCACGCCUGAUCGACAGUUUAUCAUCAGCGAGUUAGAGAAGCACAAGGAUGUUAUUCUCGCUCUCGGUAACGCACAUGCCUUCAAGUUUGCUCCCGCCAUCGGUCGAGUUACUGCUGAGCUUGCAUUGGAUGGGAAGACGACUGAUGAUAUCUCAAAGUUUGGGUUUCCCAAGACAACACCCAGCAAACUGUAGUCCUUGAUGGGGCGGAUAUAACCAAGGAAAUGAAUAGAAGAAGAGGGCUUCUUUGUAGAGGUUCUACGUCUAUUCAAUAUACAUAUUAUGUGCGUGUUGUAUAUUCGGACCACUCUUGAUAUAUAGGAACAUAGUUUUGUAACCAGAUUGCCUGUGUUUCAAGGAAUGGA
This is a messenger RNA of Fusarium oxysporum Fo47, 1800 nucleotides long. RefSeq names its product FAD dependent oxidoreductase. Lineage: Eukaryota; Fungi; Ascomycota; Sordariomycetes; Hypocreales; Nectriaceae. Gene Ontology annotation, molecular function: sarcosine oxidase activity; flavin adenine dinucleotide binding. The record is from RefSeq and is a predicted model, not a curated record. The transcript has a single exon. Bases 488 to 1630 code for a protein of 380 amino acids.